Molecule: messenger RNA, 953 nt
Organism: Prosopis cineraria
Lineage: Eukaryota; Viridiplantae; Streptophyta; Magnoliopsida; Fabales; Fabaceae
Product: probable glutathione S-transferase
Exons: 2
Coding region: 101-772 (223 amino acids)
Biological process (GO): glutathione metabolic process
Cellular component (GO): cytoplasm
Molecular function (GO): glutathione transferase activity
Source: RefSeq, a predicted model, not a curated record
GUGUGUGCGUGUGUGUGCGUGUGCGUGUGUGUGAUUGAAUACUGGUCGAUCGAGAAGAGAUCAGGUUAAAACAAGUUGAGAGGAAAACUAGUUGAACGCCAUGAGAGGUGAAGAAGAUCAGGUGAAGGUAUUGAGCUUUUAUUUGAGUCCAGUUUGUUGCAGAGUUGUGUGGGCUCUGAGACUGAAGGGCGUUGAUUAUGAGUAUGCUGAAGAAGACAUCUUCAACAAAAGCAACCUUCUUCUGCAAAUGAAUCCUCUUCAUAAGAAAGUUCCUGUUCUGAUUCAUCGUCUUAGACCAGUCUCUGACUCACUCAUCAUCCUCGAAUACAUUGAUGAGACUUGGAUCACCCCGAAUCCAUUGUUGCCUCAGCAUCCUCAUCACAGAUCUCUUGCUCGCUUUUGGGCUAAAUUUGCUGAAGAAAAGAUUUUGUACGGUGCAUUUCGGGCCAUGUGUUCUGAUGCGGAUAACAAAGAAAAUGCAGCAGAAUUAGUACGGGAAGACAUGGAGAAGAUCGAAGAACUAAUAAAGGGAAAGAAAUUCUUCGGAGGCGAAAAUAUUGGGUACCUUGACAUUGCGUUUGGAUGGAUGUCUUAUUGGCUUCCAGUAUGGGAACAAGUUGGAAAUAUGCAAAUAUUGGAUCCUUUCAAAUGUCCAAACUUGGCCUUAUGGAUGAGCAAUUUCCUUAAUCACCCAAUUGUCAAGGACACUUUACCUCCAAGGGACAAAAUGGUCCUUUACUUCCAUGAUCGUUUCGUGGCACGUAAUAAUUAGACAAUGACAAUAGUUCAUGAUUAUAAUAAAUGAUUAGAGGAGAUUACUUGUAAUGCAUAAGAGUUUGAAAAAUAAGGCACAUUAUAUUGUUAUAACUCAUGGAUUAAUACAAAUUACCUUUGUAUUUAACUAGUUUUUGGUACCCGUAUAUUGCACAGGUAGUUUCACGGCCAAGUAUUUG